Oryzias latipes (Japanese medaka) is the source of this 1336-nucleotide messenger RNA. RefSeq names its product hyperpolarization activated cyclic nucleotide-gated potassium channel 4 (gene hcn4). Gene Ontology annotation, biological process: regulation of membrane depolarization; sodium ion transmembrane transport; potassium ion transmembrane transport. Lineage: Eukaryota; Metazoa; Chordata; Actinopteri; Beloniformes; Adrianichthyidae. The record is from RefSeq and is a predicted model, not a curated record. Gene Ontology annotation, molecular function: voltage-gated potassium channel activity. Gene Ontology annotation, cellular component: dendrite; HCN channel complex; membrane.
CAGGUUUUACUGGGACUUGACAAUGCUGCUGCUAAUGGUUGGCAACCUCAUCAUCAUCCCCGUGGGCAUCACUUUCUUUAAGGAUGAGCAUACACCUCCUUGGAUUGUGUUUAAUGUGGUUUCCGACACAUUCUUCCUCAUGGACCUGGUCCUCAACUUCAGGACGGGGAUCGUCAAAGAGGACAAUACAGAGAUCAUCCUGGAUCCACAGCAAAUCAAGAUCAAAUACUUGCGGAGCUGGUUUGUGGUGGACUUCAUUUCCUCCAUUCCCGUGGACUACAUCUUUCUUGUUGUGGAAACGCGCAUUGACUCAGAUUUCUACAAGACAGCGCGCGCCUUACGGAUCGUCCGCUUCACAAAGAUCCUCAGUUUGCUACGACUUCUGCGCCUCUCCAGACUCAUUCGCUAUAUUCACCAGUGGGAAGAGAUCUUCCACAUGACCUAUGACCUGGCCAGUGCCAUGGUGCGGAUAGUCAAUCUGAUCGGCAUGAUGCUGCUGCUGUGUCACUGGGAUGGCUGCCUGCAGUUUCUGGUGCCCAUGCUGCAGGACUUCCCCGCUGACUGCUGGGUGUCCAAAAAUAAGAUGGUGAACGACACUUGGGGACAGCAGUACUCCUACGCACUUUUCAAAGCUAUGAGCCACAUGUUAUGUAUUGGGUAUGGCAUGUACCCCCCAGUGGGAAUGACAGACGUCUGGUUGACCAUCCUCAGCAUGAUUGUUGGUGCAACAUGCUACGCCAUGUUUGUCGGCCACGCCACAGCGCUAAUCCAAUCCCUGGACUCAUCUCGACGGCAAUACCAGGAGAAGUAUAAACAGGUGGAGCAAUACAUGUCUUUCCACAAGCUGCCUGCAGACAUGAGGCAGAGGAUCCACGACUAUUAUGAACACAGAUACCAGGGCAAGAUGUUCGACGAGGAGAGCAUCCUGGGAGAGUUGAAUGAGCCACUCCGAGAGGAAAUCAUCAACUUCAACUGUCGAAAGCUAGUGGCUUCAAUGCCACUUUUUGCCAACGCGGACCCCAACUUUGUCACCUCCAUGCUUACCAAGUUGAAAUUUGAGGUUUUCCAGCCCGGAGACUACAUCAUUCGAGAAGGCACGAUAGGCAAGAAAAUGUACUUCAUACAGCAUGGAGUCGUCAGCGUACUUACCAAAGGCAAUAAAGAGACCAAGCUUUCAGAUGGCUCUUACUUUGGAGCUUGCAGCCCCUCACACCCCCAACCAAACAUUGCCAGUGCAAUAAAAACGGUGGAUGUAUCAGACUGGAGCACAGCAGGAAGACUUUUGCCCACCCUUCGCAGUUUCUACAUCACAAUGGAGAAAAUAGGCGGUGUGUGA